GUAAAAAAGUUAAAUGCCCUGCACCACCACAAAUUCCCAUUCCAUGCUAUGGUCAAUUACUAAACGCCACGUGGCCAUUCACAUACAUACAUACAUGGAACGGUAAGUGUAGGCAUUCAGCUGGGAGAGUGUGGAGGAAACAAACAAAAGACUGUAAGUUGAACUAACGUUCCUUACGCCAUUUUUGGGAGAGGAUGUGAAGCACAGAUCCGAAAAUCAGCCUGUUUCUGUUUGGUCUUCUUACGAAUCCUUCGUCGAAAAAGGAAUUUAUUUAUUUUUUUUGAAAAACCCGAGUAAAACGCACGCAACAAGAAAAAACAAACACGCCACUUUGAUAACAGAGAGCGGAGCUGUUUUUUGAGAAUUGAGCAAGCAAAAUCAUGGCAGUUGUAGAGAAUGCGAGUGUGGAUUUGGGGAUGACAGUGGGCUCGAGCUCAUCAUCCAGUCUAGAUUCGAGCUUGUCAUUGUCCGCCAGCGAUCACGACCAGCUCAACCCCAAUCACAGCCACCACUUACGGUCGCGCAUCGACAACGCUGUCUCGAUUCAGCCUCUCUACAUGAAGGUCCAGGUUCAACCGCAGCCCAACGUUAAGCCCCAGCAGCCGCCGCCGCCGCCGCCGCCGAGUCUGCAGGUGGCGAAUCAUUAUCCUUCUCAUCAUCAGCGAUCUAACUGCAGCGGAGGUGAUUUACAGAGAGAUGGGGAUGUGGAAGAGAGCUACAAGAGGGAUAUAAGAGAGCUGCAGGAGUUAUUCUCUAAGCUCAACCCCAUGGCUGAGGAGUUUGUGCCUCCUUCGCUUGCUUACAGCAGUGGCAAUCAUCAUGGACUCAGUGUGGGUUUUUUUAGUAACGACAACGAUGACUCUUUUAUGCAUAUCAACGACACUAGAAAUGGACCGCUAAAUGGAAAUGCUGGUCGAAGGAAAAACAAUAAUCAAGGGAAACGGAGGAUGAACAGCAGGACCAGUAUGGCUCAGAGGGAGGAGAUAAUUCGCAGGACUGUGUAUGUGUCUGACAUUGAUCAACAGGUCACUGAAGAGCAGCUUGCAGCGCUUUUUGUUAGCUGUGGGCAGGUGGUGGACUGCCGAAUUUGUGGGGAUCCCAAUUCUGUACUUCGUUUUGCCUUUAUAGAGUUCACUGAUGAAGAAGGUGCACAGGCUGCUUUGAAUCUGGCUGGGACAAUGCUUGGGUACUAUCCUGUGAGGGUGCUGCCCUCAAAAACAGCUAUUGCGCCAGUUAAUCCAACCUUUUUGCCUAGGAAUGAUGAUGAACGUGAAAUGUGCACUAGAACUAUCUAUUGUACAAACAUUGAUAAGAAGGUUACUCAAACAGAUAUUAAACUCUUUUUUGAAUCACUCUGUGGAGAGGUUUAUCGCCUAAGGCUGCUAGGGGACUAUCAUCAUUCUACUCGAAUUGCUUUUGUGGAGUUUGUGAUGGUAAUUGCUGCUUCAUCUUUAUUCGUGUAUGCUGAAUAUUGUAUGGUCUUGAAUAUCAAACAAAGAGAAGUUCAGCAAAAGGGUAAGGCUGAAAGUGCAAUAGCUGCUCUCAACUGUAGUGGUGUUGUUCUUGGAUCAUUGCCAAUAAGGGUAAGCCCAUCAAAGACACCAGUGAGGCCACGUGCUCCUCGUGUUCCCAUGCAUUGAGGUAUCCUGGUGGCUUGGCACCACACUGCUCUUAGUACUAGUUUAUAUAUAUAUUUAAAUAUAUACACACACCCAUGUAAAGAUGUUCCCAACAUCUCUGUUCUCUUUGUUUCAUAUGUACCUUCAUCCUUUGCUCCUUUGAUCAGGAUCUUUGUUAUGUUAGGAGUCAUGUUUUGGUUAUUCUAGCAAUAUAUAGAGUUGGAUGGAACUUCGAGGCUGUGGAAGAUUUAUAUGUGUUAGCUUGCUAAUGUGAAUUGGAAGUAAUCCCGAAGAUGAACUCUUUAAGUAGUUUCUGAUACUUGAUCCUAGAGAUCCUUUUAGAUGAUCAAGUCAUUGGUCAUCACAUAGGGUUGAAUCAUUAAUGGAACUCUUUUUUCACCUUGUUUA
This is a messenger RNA of Hevea brasiliensis (rubber tree), 2027 nucleotides long. Its product is annotated as polyadenylate-binding protein-interacting protein 11. Gene Ontology annotation, molecular function: RNA binding. The coding region runs from base 381 to 1640 and encodes 419 amino acids. The record is from RefSeq and is a predicted model, not a curated record. NCBI's taxonomy places the organism in Eukaryota, Viridiplantae, Streptophyta, Magnoliopsida, Malpighiales, Euphorbiaceae. The transcript has 11 exons.